UUUCCAUAGGUGGUCUGUGCUGUUCUGAACAAAGCAAGUGAUCGCUUAGUGGCUGGGGGAAUAAUGCCUAAAACAUGUCAUGUCUCUCGCUUCUUAAAGAACUACUGCUGGAACACCAAUGCUGGAAGCAGAGGUCUUAUACUCUGGACUUGACAGCCUUGCAGGCUUCUGGGCUCGUCUCUUCUCCGCUAUGAGUAGGUCAACAGGAUUUAACAUCUGUGUGGUCGCCUGCAGCAUCCUGCUCUUGUCCUCCAGCCCACCAUGCCUGGCAUCUCAGCUGCUGGAGGAGAGGGACAUGACAAAGGUCCAGCAUGGGCCCUGGGCAGGGAACGGGCUAGAAGAUGAAAGAACAAGCAUGCUGAGCUUGCAAAAUAACCUGGCCCCUUCUGAGCAGACUGCAUCUGAAGAGCCAUGUGGAGUGUCAGCAAAGCCCUCUGAGAUGCCCUUCACUGAAGCUUUCACUGCAGAAGGAGAAAUGCUGCCUGUAAGCCCAAGCCACAUCAUCCCAAGCAGCCAGAGCCUGGGUGCUCACACCUCUGCUGUGGCUGCCACAGGUGGAGAGGAGUUUGAUCCCACACAAUCAGAGCUGGAUGAGGAUGCUGCAUUCAAGGCCAUGCUGACCACAGCUGUGACCACGCUGACUCCUUCUGUCCAGGAUGAGUCUGUCAGUGGCCCCACUGGUGAGACCACCAUGGGGGGUGGUGGUGAAGUUGAGCCCAGCUCUGCUGGCCUCUCAGCAAACCCCCUUUCUGGGCCAGCUGAGGAGGAGGCAGAGACCAGCUCGCUCCCCUCAGCUGCACCCCGGCCCACGCUGCUCCCCAGUUCUCCCAGCUGGGAAACAGUAAGUGACCACCACGUCAUCCCAACUACCCCGGCUCCCAGUGUGACCUCUGAGGUGGGAACACCCAGAGCUCACACAGGGAGCCCUCUGAAGUCCCUGGCUGUACGGGUGUCCAUGGCUGUGACACGUCCCUUCACGACAACCGAGGCCUCCCUCCACCUGGAAGCUGGGACGGGUGUCGAACAAGAUCUGCCUGUCACAGCUGGCACUGUCACCAUCCACCCUACGGACAUGGUGCCAACUGACUGGGAUGACACAAAACUAAGGGACGUAAGUCAAGUCACAUCUCAUGAGGAGGUAACAGGGAACCAGGGAGCAACAGAACCAUCCCAGACCCUGCAGGGAGGUGUGGGGGAGGAAGAGGAUGCACCAGGAGUGCUGCCGUCCCCAGUGUCUCCUCCACCAACUCCCGAGCUUGCUGAGGAGACCAACUGCACAGAGCUGGUGCGAGGGGAGGAGGUGUCGGCAGCUUCCACAGGCAGCAGUGAUGCUCUCCACACUGCAAACCUGACGGGUGUGCAUGCGGCUCAUCUCAACUCGCUGGAAAACAUAAACACAGUCACAGCAGAGGAGGGGAAAAGCAUCCUGCUGUCCCAGCCGGAGGCUGCUGUGGUGACAGAUACACAGUCUGAUUUCUCUCCUACUCUGGAAAGCUCAUGGAAAGGUGUCACUUGGGAGGUGACAACAGCUGCCCAGGAGCUCGAUGCUGCUUUGUCAGUGGUGACACUGGUGCCUGGUGCUACCCAGGGGACAGGAGCCACAAGCAUCCCCCAGGAGGACAGUGGGGAGGACACCCAGAUGCCAACUGUUCCUAGUGCCACCCAGAUGUUGGUGGCAACUGGUACUUCCUCUGCAGCAAAUGCUCCAGAAUUAGAAGAUCAAACAGAUGUCCUGGUCACCAGUGAGGAGGCUGUUCCAGUUGCUGGUGAGUUGUCUGCUACCCAGUCUGGACAGACAGAGGAGCCAUCCAGCAGAACUGUGGUCCUGGUAACUCCAGCACCAAUGGCACCUUCUGUCAGGAGGACAGCUCUUCCAUCCGUCAGGAGGAUCAGUACGGCUGUGACCUAUGGGCUGGACCGCCUGGAGUCAGAAGAGGCUGAGGAAGAGGAUGAAGAAGAGGAAGAAGAAGAGGAGGAGGAAGAGGAAGAUGAGGAGGAGAAAGACAUGGAUUCGUUGGAUGAAAGCAUGGAGGGCGACACGGAGCUGCCAGGUUUCACACUUCCAGGCGAGACCUCCCAGGAGCCCAUAGCCGGCCUGGAAAACCCUGUGGCCCAGCUGGCCGGGGUGUCCUACCAGGUUCCUGACACCAUCGAGUGGGAGCAGCAGAACCAGGGUCUGGUGAGAAGCUGGAUGGAGAAGCUGAAAGAUAAGGCUGGGUACAUGUCGGGGAUGCUGGUUCCUGUAGGAGUCGGAAUAGCCGGAGCCCUCUUUAUCCUAGGAGCACUCUACAGCAUUAAGAUUAUGAGUCGCCGAAGGAGAAAUGGCUCAAAGAGACAUAAAAGAAAGCAGCGAGAAUUUAACAGCAUGCAAGACCGAGUCAUGCUCUUAGCUGACAGCUCUGAAGAUGAAUUCUGAACCGAACUGCAGUGCCCUUGUGAGAGCCCGUGACUUUGCAAAAGAGGGAGGGGGAGGAAAACAAACAAACAAACAAAUAGAACAAACAACUUUCUGCUGCAUCGCUGCUCUCCACCACCCCAAGCCACCGAGCAGUGGUCGGUACCACCCCGGCGAAACAGCAUGCUCUGCUCUACGUGUACCGCCCAGUGACGUGUGUUUUGAUACCGUAGUGAGAUUCCACAUUCGCACCCGGCGCCUCAUUCAGAUCCACAGCGCGUCUUGUUACAGCUGGAGCUGAUACAUAUGGAUGAUUCUUUUUUUCCUGUUAUCCUGGUGUGCUGUUUUUGGUCCUGGCUGGCAGUAAUCUAAUCAUAACAAUAGCUCUCACCUAACCCGGGAAUGGAAAUCUUUACUGUGAAUGACUUCUGUCUGAUUUGUUAAUUUUUAAAUGUUACAUAACCUGAGCUAGAGUUCAUUAGUGCUAAGAUUAGCUGCUCUGCUUAAUUAAUGAGUUAUACACUUGAACUGUAUCCCUUGCCACCUGAGAAGUGCCCGACUACAGUAUGGUUGAUACAGUUUGAAGCACAUUUCUGCACUCAGUUCCCCGACUCUCACCCCUUCUUUCUUCCUUCAGCUCUGCUCCACGCUUCUUGGAGACACACAGGAAUGGCCUCGACACUUGAUUCACAACAAAAAUCUUAGUCCAUUUUCAACCAGCACUGUCUGUUACAGCACAAUAAAUACCAGCGCUCACCUACUGACGGAUAGUCUUGCAUGGACCUCGUAGCUUUUGUUCAGUGUGCAAGUAGGUAAGAGAAGAGGCAGGUCAAGGGUUUCAUCAGCUUCUGCCUCCUGUUUGAAGGACAUUAGUUAUUGGUUCAUCUCUUCCACAAGGCUGCAUUCACCUAGAGAUGAAAGUGGAGCUCUGUCUCCUUUACCCACUGGAAAUGGAAUUUUCAGCCCUUGAAAGCUGCAUGAACAGCAGCACCUCUGGGGCAUCUGGAUGGGUCUUGUCUCCAGGCCACCAAAUGCAGACAGGCACCAAAGACUGCGGAGUGGGUGACUGUCGGUGUUGAGGGGUUCAUAGCUAAUGAUGUCAAGACAGCUAGAAAGAGGGCUGUGUUACUUUAUUUCUGCUUCUGCUUGUGAAAUGACUUCAGUCUGACAUUUAUGCAAAAUAUCUAUGUUCAUGAGGUGGGAAUCACUGUUGUGUAGGGAAUCAUUCUUCAUACAAGGAGCAGCGGCUGUUGCCAAAGGAGACCUGACGAGACAAGUAAGGCCAGACCGCACAUCUGCUGAGAUUAAAUCCCACUGAGCCUUUGAAGAAGUGGGAUGGAUGAGAGUUUGAGGAGGGGUACGUGCAGAUUUAAUUCCCUGUAGAAGUGAAAAGGCUUGUCAGAUUGUGAAGGGCACAUACAGAUGAUGGGAAGCAAGUGUCUUGUGGGCGUGUGAGUGGGUCUACAAGGAAGACAGGACAUUUAGAAACUCUCCUAAGGCUCAGUUCUUUCUUGAGAGGGUCAGGGCCUCCUCUGGACCAGAGGUCAUCAAGCAGUGCUCUUCAGAGCCCAGGUUCUUUCCUGUAGGCCUUACCCACACAUCUACUGAGUCACCUCAAGAAGGACAGGCAGGACAACCUGUAUUCAAAAUGCUGCUACUGAUGCUAGUCUUCCAGUUGAAAAGCUGUGCAUGGUCCCUUGCACAUCCAUCCCACUGAGUGUGUGGGUUGGGGGAGGCACAGUAAAACCUGGUCCAUCAACAUCUUGGAGAGUCUUCAUACCCCCAUCCCUCUAGAAUGGGCUUUCCUGGACAGGGCUCUACAGUGCUUGCAUCUCUCUUUUCAUUCCUGAGACUUUGACCAAGACAAUUUUGCCUUGCUAAAAGCAGUCCCACAUCUUUAACAGCCCAAUGUGAAGUCCAGGAGCCUCUAUCCAAAGUUGAAGCCUCUUUCUGCCAUAGCAAGUGAUCAGUUAACUAAGUGAUCAGUAACUAAGAAGUUUUCCUUCUGGACUGAUCUCUCUAUUUCCUUUGCAUUCCCAGGUCUCUUGGAGCUUGGAGGUGGUUGGGAGGUGUCUUGCAGUUUCAGGAAUCAGGAAAUGUUGUCCCUUGGGCUCUCUGAUGAUUUGUUCCUGGCAAGGCUUGAUGAGAGUUAAGUUGCAAGGUGGAAUGACUUCUCCUCCUUUCUGGUUUGCUUGAGAUCACCUCCAGAAAGGCUUGACCUUUUAAGUACAGCUCCAGGCAGGCUGGGAACAAGGCUACAGAGGCAGCUGCAAGAUGUUCUUGCUUUACUUUAGUCCAGCCAAGUCUUGGAGCAGAAAGGUUGGUAGCUGGGCUGGCUGAGUCCUUUGCAUCAUGCAACUGUAGCCUGAAAGAGAGAAUCAAAACAACACUGGAAAAGAGGAGCUGUCAGCGAUACCGCAGAACAGAGCAGAUGUACCAGCAGGACCCAGGCAGCCGGGGAUCAGCAGGGUGUUGGCAAUAGCAGCCUGUGGAGGACAGGCUCCUCUCGCUUCGCUGUUCAUGUGGAGUGUUCGACAACGACACAAGUAACACAGAGCUCCUGGCUGGUCGGGAGGAGGAGGGCUGGCUGAGCGAGGCUGCUGGUCUAAGUCCCGCAGCUCCAGCAGUGCGGGAAGAGCUUUAUGGAUGGGUUGUCUGUUUGAUGGAUUGGGAGGGCUGGCUGGGAGGUGCCAUGGCCUUUUGUUGUGCUGAUAAAUCCACAUUUUGGGAAACACUGACAGUUUCCCUGUCUCUUAUUGCAGCCUUUGUGUACUUAAAAGGGGCCUGUAAGAAAGAUGGGGACAGACUUUUGAGCAGGGCCUGUUGUGACAGGACGAGGGGUGGUGGUUUUAAACGAAAGGAGGGAGAUUCAGGCUGGACAUGAGGAAGAAAUUGUUGCCCUGAGGGUGGUGAGAGCCUGGCCCAGGUUGGGCAGAGAGGUGGUGAAUGAACCAUCCCUGGAGACAUCCCAGGCCAGGCUGGACGGGGCUCUGAGCAACCUGAGCUGGUGAAGAUGUCCCUGCUCAUGGCAGGGGGGGCACUGGGGGAGCUUUGAAGAUGCCUUCCAACACAAACUAUUCUAAGAUUAUUCUUCUCUCUGCUCAACAUAAUGAAAUCAGCAGUCCCACAAGUGGGGCUGACAAGUGGUUUCAAAUAUCAGAGUGGUUAUAUGGCAAGUGUGGUGGGACAAAAUGGGCAUGGAGGGGAGUUGUAGGCCAAGGAAGGCCCAGCUGCACGCACAGUUGGCUGUUGGCUCUCUGGUCUGUGCUGGAGCUGGCCUUGUGGGAUAGAAGAGCUGCCCAAAGUUUUUGUUUGAGGUCCAGCUUCACUCCCAGGCCUGUUUCUCAGUCUGAACACCACAAACCAAGACGCCUUGGUUGAGACCUGCUCGUUGGCAGAACACUGCUUUGGUAGGCCAACUUUCUGAGCUGCUCAGCAGUGCAGGGAGAUCUCAACUGAUGCCCAUUUGAAGCAGAGGUGUUUGUUGAGCAGAUGUUUUCAGUCAGGCACCUGCCCCAGAGCCUGGAAGUCCCUCAUGUCUUCAGCUUAGCUAUUCUUUAUGUGGAAGCAAGAUGGACAGUCAAAACCAGCCUUGGGUCGCAGGGAAGACUGUAGGAUCCUUUGGAACACAGCGUUUUCUUCAGCUCCCCUGACAUCGGUGUCAUUUCUGGAGGUCCUUAAAGCACAAGAAUUAUUCAGCUCCUUCCUUGCUCUUCUAAGCCACUAGACUUUGGAUUUGCCUCUUCAAAAUAUUCUCUAUAUGACCCCUGGAGUUUGAUUCAUUUGCUUCAAAUUAUCAGAGUGCAGACAGAGAGGGGAGGAGAGUUUUAAGUUGGAGUUGAAGUCUCCAGUCUCUUAACACUCUACAGAUUUAAUCGAUAACUCUGCAUUGCCAAACAAGCAGAUUAUUUUGAAAGAGACAGGUCAAGAAAAAGCAGCCAAGAAGGGUCCUCCUCAUCCUCUGUGCUGGGUGAACCGCCCACCCCUUAAUGCAGAGGUGGGUUGUGACAUGUCUAACGCAGCCUUGGCCCCGUGCAACGGCUGCGACCGAGACUUUGCUGCAGCAAUAAUAACCCCUCGACUCAGCACAAGGCGAGGUGCUCACCUCCGUUUUCCUGUGGAUGCCCAGCUUGGGAUUUCUCAAGAGCACAAGCCAGAAUUUACUGGAGGCAUCACACACCCGCUUCAGCAUCCACAGCCCCAUUUCCAAUGGGAGGAACCAGCCUGCCAGACGUGCAGCUCUUGCCCUGAUGAAAUGCAUCUGCACUCGACAGCCGCUGGAUUUUAAAGGUGUCUCUUACUCCAGAUGUUCACCUAGGUGAGGUUUCUCUGGACUGCACUGCUUCCAUAGAGCGAUAUUAGCAGUCCUUGCGCUUUCUUGUGGUUUUCUAUUUCGGACAAGAACAACUCCUCAUACUGUAACUAUGGAAUGUAGCACUUUGUUAAAUUAAAACACCAGGAAAUAAAAAGCUGUCCAUCAUAACUGA
Messenger RNA from Columba livia (rock pigeon), 6882 nucleotides. It is a transcript of the gene ARMH4, whose product is annotated as armadillo like helical domain containing 4. Lineage: Eukaryota; Metazoa; Chordata; Aves; Columbiformes; Columbidae. The transcript is spliced from 8 exons. The record is from RefSeq and is a predicted model, not a curated record. The coding region runs from base 119 to 2416 and encodes 765 amino acids.